CCCAAGAGCUGGAAGAGGGGGGCCCCAUGGAUUUAGGGGGGAGGGGAAAAGCCAUGGGGGGCACCCCCCCGGAACCCCUUUCCCAGGCGCGCGCUCUCCGCUGGAAGAGGCGCAGAGAGACAUUUUCCUCAGGAUCUUAAGUGUGGGGGAGGCUGGCUGGGGGGCUCAUCUGGCCCCAACGCCCGAGGCUCGAAAAAGAGAGUUGGCGGAGGGAGAGGACUACGUGCCGGGCCAUGGCCUAGGCCCUUUGGCCCCGGCCCCGGCCACAAUGACCUCUUUGCCUUGCCCCGUCCCUGGCCCGGACCCCUCCAAAGCCAUCUUCCCGAACAUCGCCCCCGUCCCAUCAGUAGUGGCUGCCUACCAGCUUGGCUUGUCUCCCGCAACCGCAGCAGCCUCCGACUUGCCCUAUUCUGGGCCGUAUGGCCACCUCUUGCCCUACCCUUACGCCGGGCCGGCGACCCCCAGAGACUCCUACCUGCCCUGCCAGCAACCCGCGGCGCCCUCCCAGCCGGCUCAGCAGGAGCGGGAGGCAGGCUCCGAGAAGCCGCCGCUGUCCCCGGAGCCCUCGGAGCGGCGCCCGCAGGCCCCGACCAAAAAGCUGCGCAAGCCGAGGACCAUCUACUCGAGCCUGCAGCUGCAGCAGCUGAACCAGCGUUUCCAGCACACGCAGUACCUGGCGCUGCCCGAGAGGGCUCAGCUGGCCGCGCAGCUCGGCCUCACCCAGACCCAGGUAAAGAUCUGGUUUCAGAACAAACGCUCCAAAUACAAGAAGCUCCUGAAGCAGAACUCGGGGGGACAGGAAGGGGACUUCCCUGGGAGGCCCCCCUCCCUGUCUCCCUGCUCCCCACCCCUUCCAUCCCUCUGGGAUCUACCCAAGGCAGGGGCCCUGCCCACCGGUGGCUAUGGCAACAGCUUUGGAGCCUGGUAUCAGCAUCACUGCCCAGAUGUCCUGGCUCCACCUCAGAUGAUGUGAGUCUGGGGAAGGGCAGCUCGGCCCCCAGCCCUCUUACAAAGCCCAGGACCCAGCCCACCUGCACCCCUUCUGGACUGGGAGGAAACCAGCUCCAGAUGGGUUUUCUCUGGAGGAUGAGGAGCUAGAGAAAAAGGAUGGGGUGGAGUCCUGUCCCCUUUGCCCCAUAACCCAAACAGCCUAAUCAAGGACUUUGCUCUUAACCACUGCCCCCCACUGCUACCAUGGACUGGACACCUUCCCUCCAGCUGGUCAAGGCUCUGGUGAGAGAGUCACUGGCUGGCGUUCGGAUGGCUCCCAGAAUCCCUAGCCUUGCCACUUCUUCCGUGAGGGGGUUGCAGUCCCACCACAGCCUGGGGUCAAGCCAGCAAGAAACACUGAGUGUUUUUUCUCUUUGUGUGCCUUGGGCCUUGCCCAGGCUCUUGGCGAGCAAAAGCAGAAGUGCAGUGGACAUCCAGAGUCUUCGAGUUGACCACCGUUGGGUCCCGCCCACCGACUUUUCCUGGAGGUCAGCCCAUUGCCCCGUAACUGGUAGACCUGCUCACCAUCCUGUGAGGUAGAAGGGAUGCUGAAAAUGUGGAGUUUUGUGGACCUAUGGGUAAUUUAUGCUCUCUUCCUAAAAAAGCCCUCCUUCCCCCAUGUCUAUCCACUUUGAGUAAAUAAUGGAUCCAAUUAUCAUAGAAUUCCACCAGUAUUUAUUAAGAGCCUGUUCCCCAUCCCUAAUACCUAACCAAUGCACACGCACACACUCUCGGGAACCCAGAAGGGAACACUUUGGGGAGAAUGGGGACAAAUGAGCUUUCUGGAUGAGUGUAGGUGGAGAUACCCCCAAAUAGGUGGGGUGGACCCUGCAAUCAGCUCCUCACAGCUAAUCUGUCUAGCAUCCCCCCAAGCUCUUACCAUCCCCCAUCCCAUGAGCUCUCAGAGAUUAAAGUUAGUACAAAA
Messenger RNA from Equus quagga, 1915 nucleotides. RefSeq names its product distal-less homeobox 4 (gene DLX4). Lineage: Eukaryota; Metazoa; Chordata; Mammalia; Perissodactyla; Equidae. The coding region runs from base 269 to 973 and encodes 234 amino acids. The record is from RefSeq and is a predicted model, not a curated record. Gene Ontology annotation, biological process: cell differentiation; embryo development; negative regulation of transcription by RNA polymerase II. Gene Ontology annotation, molecular function: DNA-binding transcription factor activity, RNA polymerase II-specific; RNA polymerase II cis-regulatory region sequence-specific DNA binding. The transcript is spliced from 3 exons.